Molecule: messenger RNA, 665 nt
Organism: Cuscuta epithymum
Lineage: Eukaryota; Viridiplantae; Streptophyta; Magnoliopsida; Solanales; Convolvulaceae
Source: the annotation of a GenBank genome assembly
CAAUUCAUCUGCGCCCAGCCCAUGAUUCGCCAUCGAAUCGGGUUUCUCUACCACCACUGCUGCCACCAGGCAGCACCACGGGAGUGGCGGCAGAUCUCAUCCACGCCGAAUCUAGCUUCAUGGGUAGACACAGUCAAGGCCGUCUUCACUGGAGAAAAGCCUUCCGGGACCUUCACGCUCCUAUCUUUUGCGAAUGAGCUGAGCAAUGCGAGGAAGUUGUCAAAUUGGAAGCAGUACGUGGUGGGGAGAAGUAGUGACGCCACUUUCACUGAUGCCUUUGCUAAACAAGAAGCCAUUCUUCGUUGCCUUGGCGGAUUUGAUCCCACUGGAGAGAAUCUUCAAAAUAGUCAAAAGCAAGAGGCGGCAAAGAUAUGCAAAUGCACAAUAACAGAAGUUGAGGAUGCUUUGGCGAAGUAUACCUGGGCGAAAGAUGCACAAAAGAAGCUUGAGAGGCUGAAGGAAGAAGGAAAGCCCAGGCCAAAGAGCAUGGCUGAGAUUCAACAGCUGAUGGGAUCAACUCCUAUGGAUCUUGCACGCUCAAACUUGGCAAAGAGUGGACAAAUUACUAGGAAUGCACCCUGCCCCUGUGGUUCAAAUAAGAGAUAUAAGCGGUGAUGUGGGAAGGAUUAAAAACCUACGGUGUUGCAAAGAACAAAAAGGUGGGG